AGACACUUCAACUAGUAAUCUUUAGAGAGAGAAAGAGAGGGUUUUUGCAGAGAGAGUGAGAUAGAGAGUUCGAAAACGAAAUAUCCAAAAAUAAUUGAAAAACAAAAACAAAAAUUCUAUCAUUGUUAAAGGUGGAUCGGAGUCUCAGGCAGUCGUCGGAAAGCAGAUCCGGUUAGUUAAGAUGGAAGGAGUUGGGGCCCGACUGGGGCGGUCCUCGACCCGUUACGGACCGGCAACGGUUUUCACCGGACCGGUCAGAAAAUGGAAGAAGAAAUGGGUUCACGUUCCACCUUCUUCUAAUGCUUCCUCCAAUUCCAACAACAACACCAAUCACAAUAACGCUUCCAAUAAUAACGGUUCUCAUCUUCUUCUUUAUAAGUGGACUCCUAUUACUCAAAGCCAGAACAACGCUACCAGUAACGGUAAUGUUAAGGGCGCGCCAACUGAGCCAGUUGAAGAGCCUCCCCGGAGGAAAUUUAAAUAUAUUCCGGUUGCUGUACUAGAGGAACAGAAAAAUGAGGCUACAGAAGUUGAUGAGGUUGCUGAAAAGGUUGAAGACGAACCUAAUCCAGUAGAGGCCGAUUCAAGUGCAGCAGAACCAACUAGCAAGAAUGAGACUUUGGAUGAAAAACCUGAUAUAAAUGAUGUCCCAAUGGAAGAAAGCGAGCCUCAGGACAAAAAUCAAGUAGUACGCCAAGAUCUCAAUGAAAGUUUGGAUUUGAGUCUGGGUUUGACAUCACAUGAUGAGGACCAUGACUCUGAUUCAAAAACUAAUCAAACGACAGAUGGCCAGUGACGCAAGGUGAACUCAAGUGGUACUGAGAUAUGAACAGGGUGGCCUCGUGAUUCUUAGUGAUUCGGUCUUUAUCCUGAUGGAAGUGAAUUUUCACCCUGGCUAGAUGUUCACUCCCUGGCUGGUUUAGGUUGGAUUGUUGUAGUGGCAUAUCCCCAUUGUAUGUUUUUAUUAUUAUUCAGUGUCCUUGCUGGUCUAAUCUGAAUAUGUAUUGCAAGAACAUAUGGUAUACAUUUUCCCAAUCAUUGGGCAGAAUAUUGUUCCAGAUACUCAUUUAGACAGAAUAUUCUGGACUCCGAAGCUACAGUCAUGUUUAGCUGAAAUAGAUUAUUUUUGAUGAUUA
Molecule: messenger RNA, 1136 nt
Organism: Trifolium pratense (red clover)
Lineage: Eukaryota; Viridiplantae; Streptophyta; Magnoliopsida; Fabales; Fabaceae
Exons: 3
Coding region: 182-796 (204 amino acids)
Source: RefSeq, a predicted model, not a curated record